Alternaria hordeiaustralica is the source of this 1782-nucleotide messenger RNA. RefSeq lists its product as uncharacterized. Gene Ontology annotation, biological process: vesicle-mediated transport; intracellular protein transport. Gene Ontology annotation, cellular component: Golgi membrane. NCBI's taxonomy places the organism in Eukaryota, Fungi, Ascomycota, Dothideomycetes, Pleosporales, Pleosporaceae. The transcript is spliced from 4 exons. The record is from RefSeq and is a predicted model, not a curated record. The coding region runs from base 1 to 1782 and encodes 593 amino acids.
AUGGACAUCAUACAGGCCGUCUCCGGCUACAUCACCAAGAUGGUGUCGGUCGGGGACAGCGCUGCGACUGGCACCUCCGCGGCCAAGAUGAAGAUCCUCCUCCUCGACAACGAGACUGUCCCCAUAGUAUCGACUGCGACAACACAGUCCGCCCUCCUCAACCAUGAAGUCUACCUUACCGACCGCCUCGACAACCCAAAGCGGGAGAAGAUGCGCCAUCUUCGCUGCCUAUGCUUUGUGCGACCGUCGCCCGAGUCUAUCCAGAACCUCAUCGAAGAGCUGCGAGAGCCCAAGUACGGGGAAUACAACAUCUACUUCAGUAAUAUAAUCAAAAAGUCGUCAUUGGAGCGCCUCGCCGAAGCUGACGACCACGAAGUCGUACGCGCUAUUCAGGAAUACUUCGCCGACUUCCUCGUCAUAAAUCCCGACCUCAUGUCGCUCAACCUCGGAUUUCCCGAUCAUCGGAUAUGGAGCACAAGCCCGGAUGCGUGGAAUCAGGAUGCGCUACAAAGAUCGACCGAGGCAGUCAUGGCCUUACUUCUGUCGCUGAAGAAGAAGCCCUUGAUACGAUACCAGAAGAACAGUUUGCUCGUGAAGAAGCUGGCGACCGAGGUCCGAUACCAUAUGACACAGGAAGAGCAACUGUUCGACUUCCGCAAAACAGAUACCCCGCCCAUACUUUUGAUUGUCGACCGAAGAGACGACCCGGUGACACCGCUGUUGACGCAAUGGACGUAUCAGGCUAUGGUUCACGAGCUGCUCGGAAUACACAAUGGACGGGUGGACCUACGCGAUGUGCCAGAGAUACGUCCUGAGCUCAAGGAGAUCGUGUUAUCGCAGGAGCAGGACCCUUUCUUCAAGAAGAACAUGUAUCUCAACUUCGGCGAUUUAGGGCAAAACGCAAAAGAGUAUGUCGAGCAGUUCGCGUCAAAGCAGCAGGGAUCGCAAAAGCUCGACUCUAUUGCCGAUAUGAAGCGCUUUAUCGAGGACUUUCCCGAGUUCCGCAAGCUUUCCGGCAACGUCACCAAGCACGUCACACUUGUCGGUGAGCUGAGCAGACGAGUUGGCGAGGAGAGUCUACUGGACAUCAGUGAGCUCGAACAGAGCCUGGCAUGUACAGACAACCAUUCCAACGACGUCAAAUCGCUGCAAAGGAUCAUCCAAGAUCCAAAGGUCCCGGCGAACAACAAGCUCCGGCUGGUUGCCAUCUACGCGUUGCGCUACUCAAAGACCUCGUCAAACUCCACAGCUAUGCUACUUGACUUGCUCGCUGUUGCGGGUGGACUGUCACGGCAUCGCAUUAACCUCAUCACAAAGCUGCUGACCUACCAUGACUCGCUGCAAGCGACUACGGCGGCAGGUGGAGUGCCGGACCUUUUCCAACCUGGGUCAUUCUUCGGAGGUGCCCGAGAUCGACUCAAGGGCUUGAAGGGUGUUGAGAACGUCUACACACAGCACUCGCCUCGCUUAGAGGCUACGUUGCAGGACAUGAUCAAGGGUCGCUUAAGCCAGCAGCUGUACCCCUUCGUCGAGGGUGGCGGAUCGACAAAGGACAAGCCGCAGGACAUCAUUGUCUUCAUGGUCGGCGGCGCAACAUACGAGGAAGCUAAGAUGGUUGCGCAAGUCAAUGCUAGUUCCCCAGGUAUUCGAGUCGUGCUCGGCGGUACCACUGUGCACAAUAGCACUUCCUUCUUGGAGGAAGUAGAAGAUGCCGUCGACUCGUGGCCCGAGCCUCCCGCUACAUCAGCUGCGGCUCGCCUGAAGAGAGAAGUAGGUAGAUAG